UGUCCUCCUCCCUCUGCUGCCGCCGUGUGUGCGAGUGCACAACAAAGAUGAGAAGGAAACCACACAGCUCACUCUUUAGCUACUUUCAUACACUAUACAUGUAGUUUACUUUUGUUGUCAUAUAUAUUAGAUUAUGUGCUGGGCCGGAUGUGGCCCGCGGGCCGCCAAUUCAAUAGGGCUGUUGUAGACUUUUCGUUCAGAGGGGGGUCAUAGGGGGGUCCAAGAUCUGUGUUACAGGGGCACUGUUGGCUCCCCCCCAUAAUUGCCACAGACCAUUACUUCACUUUUUACAUUGUAAAUCUAAACUGUCCCCAGGCUGUCAAGGACAUGGGGUCAUCAAAAAAAGAAAGAUUUAUUCCCCUCAGAAGCUUGAAUGUAUCUCUUACUAAAUAAACACAAUGUGCCUUUUACCUCUUGAUGUUUGACCUUUCAAUAUUAUUACAGUUAUUUUAAUGUCAUCACAGUUCUAUAUUAGGUCAUUACGAUUAUGAGUGGAUAUGUUUCAUGAUGAUUGACAGGUGUUCUUCAUGUUAAUUACUGUCAAAAGGUAGAAGAUUUAAAAUACUCCAGCCCACGCUUUACACUGCUCUCCUUCUGGCAGUGAAUGCCUGCUCCCAAUGUCUUACUUUGCCAGCGGUGCUUAACCCACUGCAUCCUUCAUGCCCCAUUCAUGUCUUUAAGAUGUACAUUCAGCUUCCUCAGAAUCAGGAGGCCUGAACUCUUAUCAAACACGUCAAGUCUGCAGCAGGUUGGACAAUAAAUAGUGACGUUACAGCUUCCUGUUUCAUGGCGAAACAUGUAAGUAUUUAUUUUUCUGUACAAAGAGAAAACAACAUUUCUUUAGACACAGCAGGACUCGGGCAGGUUGAAGCAACACAGUGAGCGUGUAUCUUCAGCUGCAGCCAUGGCACUCAGGUGGAUCAUUCUGUUCUUUGGCCUGGGACUGGCAGCAGCCAAGCUAACAGGUGACACAGAAAAUGAUGUUGAUGGAGGCCAUGACUGGGACAUCCUUAGCAUCAAUGAAGCGGCUGGUCUGGACCUGCUGGAGGGAGACAUCGUACAGGAGGAAACAUUCAUCAGAAACUCAAUCAUAGGAGAUGAGUAUCGCUGGCCAACAACCGUUCCUUACUACCUGGAGGACUGUCUGGAGAUGAAUGCAAAGGGAGUAAUCCUGAAGGCAUUUGACCAGUACAGACUGAAGACCUGCAUUGACUUCACACCAUGGAAAGGAGAGGGGAACUACAUCUCUGUGUACAAAGGGAAAGGAUGCUUCUCCUAUGUAGGCAACCAGCGUAUGGGGAGGCAGCAGCUGUCCAUUGGUGAAUACUGUGAUACUCUAGACACCGUUGAGCAUGAGUUCCUGCACGCUCUGGGCUUCUGGCACGAGCAGUCCAGAGCCGACCGUGAUGAUUACGUCAACAUCAUGUGGGAUCACAUUGAACCUGGUCAAGAGCACAACUUCGAAAGCCACGAUGACACGGUGUCCAGUGCUCUAGGCGUUCCUUAUGACUACAGCUCUAUAAUGCACUACGGAAAGACGUACUUCAGCAUUGAUUCUGAGCCCACCAUCGUCACCAAGAUCCCCCACUUCAUGGAUGUGAUUGGUCAGAGGAUGGGGUUCAGUGCUAGUGACAUAACCAAGCUCAACCGUCUCUACAACUGCACCAAGUCUUCUACCUUUGUGGACAGUUGUGACUUUGAGGAGGAGGACAUUUGUGGGAUGAUUCAGGGUCCUGGCAAUGCAAAGUGGGAACAACGUAGUUCUGUAAAAGGAGGGCCUCAGACUGACUUCACCAACAUGGGACAAUGCAAAGGAAAAGGCUUCUUCAUGCACUUCAGCACGGCCUCUGCUAAACCUGGUGACCGUGCAGUCCUGGAGAGUCGUUGGCUUUAUCCCAAACCUGGAGCCCAGUGUCUGCAGUUCUUCCUCCAUAACACCGGGGCAGCAGAUGAUGUUCUCAACAUCUGGGUGCGAGAGGAUGACCGCAGCAGAAAACGGAAGCUCUUCAAGAGUAUUUCAGGAGGCGUCAGGGGCUCUUGGGAACUGCAUAACAUCAAUCUGAGUGUGACCAGGAAGGCCCGUGUGGUUUUUGAGGGCGUGAGGGGAAAGGGGCCAUCGAAGGGAGGUUUCUCUCUGGAUGACAUUAACCUGUCAUCCACAAAGUGCCCUCAGCACAUCUGGCACAUCCACAACAUCACCGGCCUGCUGGCCACCACACCAGCAGAACAGGAAAUGUACAGCCCUCGCUUUCUGUCACCAGCAGGUUACUCCUUCCAGGUGGGUGUGUACCUAAACGGAACAGAGGACGAUCCAGGGUCCGUGGCCGUCUACUUCUACCUGACCUCAGGCCCAAAUGACAGCGACCUCGAGUGGCCGUGUCCGUGGCAGCAGGCAACUAUGGUCCUGAUGGAUCAGCAGUCUGACAUCAGACAGCAAAUGAACGUGCAUCUAAUGGUCACCACUGACCCUGACGAGAUUUCCUCUAAUGGCACUGAGUACUACUGGGACAAUCCCAGGAAGGUCGGCUCUAAAGUGACUGAUGAGUCUGAUGGCAGCUUUUACUAUCGAGGACCAGGCUCUGGAACAACUGCCUUCAUCACCCACAGCAGGCUAAAGAGCAGGAACUUCAUCAAAGGAGACGAUGCCUUCUUCCUCUUCAGUCUGGAAGACAUAUCAGGUCUACUGGUAUCUCAGCCUCUUCCCCGCUCUGCAGUCCAUGCUGAUUCCAGUCUGAUGAAGGCUGCAGACCAAGGUGCUCCACAAGGAGCUGCUAAUAACCCCACAGUGGUCAUAGCGAUGGCAGGGUCUGCGGCAGCAGCCAUGUUGGUGGUGUUCAUGCUGAUCGUAGUGAAUGCCUGGAGGGUGAGGAAGAGACGGCAGGAGAGUGAUGAGGUGUUGAUCACAAAGAACAUGCCUGGAUUCAUGGAAGAGAGAACAUCUCUUCUCAUCACUCCAUGAUGUCCCAAUCAAAG
Molecule: messenger RNA, 2973 nt
Organism: Micropterus salmoides (largemouth bass)
Lineage: Eukaryota; Metazoa; Chordata; Actinopteri; Centrarchiformes; Centrarchidae
Product: meprin A subunit beta-like
Exons: 15
Coding region: 905-2959 (684 amino acids)
Biological process (GO): proteolysis
Cellular component (GO): membrane
Molecular function (GO): zinc ion binding; metalloendopeptidase activity; protein binding
Source: RefSeq, a predicted model, not a curated record